UCCCGUUGAUUGCGGUCGUAAGAUUAGUGCGCACAAAUAAAACUAGGACUCGUGCUGGGAACAACAUGCAGAAGAGAGGCGAAGAUUAGCAAAGGAGAGAGCAGAUGGCUGAGAGUUUGACAGUAGUAAGCCAGGCGCGGUACGCAAAUUUAUACAGAUGUUCGUUGUACUGUUCACAGUGCUGCAUGCUUGUUUAUCGGUGCUCUGGUGUUUACACUCUGGAUACUACAUCGAACAAGAAGUGGCUCAUGGCCACUGAAAGGCGGCUGGAGUCUAAAUCUGUCAGCACAAGCUAGAUGCCUACUGUAUUUGGCGCUAGGAAUUUUAGCUAAUUGUGGAUAUUUUUAUUUGCAGGAACUGAACCUCAGAAAGCUAUUCGUUGAUAUUCUUACUGGUACAGCUGCUUGUCCAGUACAGAUAUUAUUUGUACCCAGUAGAUCCACUAGUGGGUAAUUCACAGCUGCUCUGAUAGGCUAUUCGAAAGUCCAUUUCAUACCAGCUGAACAUGGUUCUGGAGCUUUACUGGAAAGCCCUGUUGAAGUCUCAGAUGGGCUCAUACCUUAGCUGGACGCAGCCCAAAAGCAGGCGCGAGAAGACAGUUGUCGAUGAAGCUCCAGAAGAUCGCGGCCAGUCGGACCCGCCUAUCCCAGUCCAGCUUGCCGGGGAGGAGGACCGGCCGUCAUCCACACAAGUGCCGCCCACCUGGCGCUGCCGCCUGCCACCGAGGAAGACGGCAGAGCUGGAAGAGAUGGCCACACCCCUUCUGCCGCUGCCCGCCCCCUUCGGCCGGGCCUUGCACGGGAUUGGUACUGGCAGCUCCAGGACCCGCAGAGCCGCCUCCCUGGACAGCAUGUCAGGCUCCUCCCCACGUCGGGUGCGGCCAGCGGAGGCUGCUUCCCUCCCCCAGAGGCAGAGCCCCUCGCCCCGCACCCGCCUCCGGGUUCGCGGCAGCUCCGUGGAGUUCUCCAGCAGCCCGCGGGCCGGCUGGGAGGAGAGGCCGUUCCUGCCCACUGUCCUGGGCUAUGAGGUCAUGGAGGAGCGGUCCAAGUUCACGGUCUACAAGAUCCUGGUGCAGAAGUCACAGCAGGAGAGCUGGGUGGUCUUCAGGAGGUACACAGACUUUGCCAGGCUCAAUGACAAGCUGAAGGAGAUGUUCCCCGGCUUCCGUCUCUCCUUGCCGCCCAAGCGCUGGUUCAAGGACAACUACAACAGCAGCUUCCUGGAGGAGCGCCAGCAGGGCCUCCAGACGUUCCUGCAGAACCUGGUGGCGCACAAGGACGUGGCCGGAUGCUUGCCAGUUCGAGACUUCCUGUGUCUGGACGACCCCCCAGGUCCAUUUGACAGCCUUGAGGAGAGCAGAGCCUUCUGUGAGACUCUGGAGGACUGUAACCACCGGCUGCAGAAGGAGCUGCAGGAGAAGCAGCGAGAAAUCAACACUCUGCGGAAGAUGCUCAAUGAGCAGCAGCUUCACAUCAAUACGCUGGAGCGAGCCCUCCGCAGAGAGUCCCUGACCCCCGGAAGCUCCUGCCAGUUCUCCAUUCAGGGUAGCGAGAGCAGCGUGGAUGAGAACGCAGACGGGGAUGUGGAAUGCUCUGCAACAGAGGCGGACCAGGAGAUGGAUGAAAAUGGCAGCUGCAGUGUUCAGACCUCCAGGCGUUCAUCCUGCUGGUGUGGGCCAGCCAUCAGUGGCUCCCCGCCCACCAUGCAGUUGUCUACCGGCCAGCUUGAGUACUGACCCCCUCCCACCAGACCUCACUGCCUUCCAGUCCCCUCCUAGCAGACCUUGGGUGUCAUCGAUCCUGCGUGCAGCGAUGGACAAAGGGCCCUCCCUCCCUGUUCAUUAACCGUGGAUCCCAGACACGGGACUCUGUGAUCCUUAUGUACCCCAAACCUCACUGCACGCAGCAUUGCAGGAAACACAACCUGUUGGUCUUCACGGGUUUGAUGGAUGGCCGUUACCACGGUAAGAACAUCCCUGGUAAUUAUGGUGAUAGAAGGUUUAUGCUCAUGUCCUUGAAUGGAUCUACUGACCAGGGUAAUGAUGUAAAGGUGUCCUAGGGUUUAAGAGGGGCAGAAGAGGAGGAGCUCUGAUAGUGCUGGGAAUCAGCUGAUGCCUGGCAUCGACCAGCAGGUGGCACCAGUUCUCAGCCAUAUGGAGGCCCGCAAGCCGACCAAAAGACCUGCUUGACUGCAGAUGUUUUUUUUUUUUAUUUAUUGUGUGUGUGUGCGUUGUCAAAAAAUGAAUUGAACAUUUCCGCUAGAAUUGAUUGGAGUGUUCAUUAUUUUUCCUGUUGGCAACAUUGUGCAUUUUCCUUUUAAGUGUUACACUAAUCCCAGGAAUCCAUUUAAUGAAAGUGACCCUUAACAAGGCUGAGGCCUCCAGCCUUGAACGGAAGGCAGGACUUGAACCUUUAAUCUCCCUUAGUCUGGGCAGAAGGCUUCCAUCGAUCCCGCGCUGCCGCGCAGUGCUGAAUGCUCUUAACGCUGUCAGGGCAUUUGAUUUAUACUCGGGUUCACUUUUUUAUAAAGAAUUUUAUACUACAACAAAGUAAAAUGUUUAGUGACAUAAACUAGGUAACGAUGUCAUGUAGUUUAUAUAAAGAUACUAGCAAAAAAAAUAAAACUGAUUUCUGCAUA
This is a messenger RNA of Paramormyrops kingsleyae, 2637 nucleotides long. RefSeq names its product sorting nexin-16-like. Gene Ontology annotation, molecular function: phosphatidylinositol binding. Gene Ontology annotation, cellular component: early endosome; late endosome. NCBI's taxonomy places the organism in Eukaryota, Metazoa, Chordata, Actinopteri, Osteoglossiformes, Mormyridae. Gene Ontology annotation, biological process: protein targeting to lysosome; early endosome to late endosome transport; endosome to lysosome transport. The record is from RefSeq and is a predicted model, not a curated record.